This is a messenger RNA of Amphiprion ocellaris (clown anemonefish), 2556 nucleotides long. It is a transcript of the gene shq1, whose product is annotated as SHQ1, H/ACA ribonucleoprotein assembly factor. Gene Ontology annotation, biological process: box H/ACA snoRNP assembly. Bases 125 to 1969 code for a protein of 614 amino acids. The transcript is spliced from 12 exons. The record is from RefSeq and is a predicted model, not a curated record. NCBI's taxonomy places the organism in Eukaryota, Metazoa, Chordata, Actinopteri, Pomacentridae. Gene Ontology annotation, cellular component: cytoplasm; nucleoplasm.
CCUACACAUUUGAAUUGCGUCUUUCUUAUGUGUACUACGGUAAAUAUGGAGGCUACAUCAAACAGCACUCAGAGCAGCUUGUUGGGAUAACUGUGUUUUGGUUUGCAUUACAUCAUAAUUCAUCAUGAUAACUCCUGCGUUUGACCUGAGCCAAGAUCCUGAGUACCUGAUCCUCAGCAUCCGUGUGCCGUACACCAGGACGUCAGAGUUUGACCUCUGCAUCGAUGGAACGGAUUUCAAGUUCUAUGCAAAGCCUUACUUUCUCAGAUUAACUCUUCCUGGAAGAAUAGUAGAGGAUGGGAGGGAAAAGGGCAAAUUUGACAUAGAUAAAGGUCUUUUCACCCUUCAGGUGCCUAAGGAGACACCCGGAGAGCAUUUUGAAGGGCUUCAGAUGCUGACAAGUCUCCUCGCCCCUAAAGGCUCCCGAUCAGCAAAACCGCUGGUGGAAGAUGUUAGCGCAGAAUGCAGUGAAAGUGCAGCAGAAAAUGAAGAGGAAGAUGAAGAAGAAUUUGACUGGCAGGUUGAGCAGGAGGUUUACGUAGAGAGAUCUGAGGAGGAGCUGAGCGCCCUGCAGAAAUAUGGCUUUGGAAAUCAGAGGUCUGGAGUAUUUGCCCGAUUGCAGGAAGAACUCACCGACGUGAUCGACGUCAAGAACCCAGAAGGAACGUCAGCAGCAGAGAGGAGGCAGGAACGACUGGAAGCAGAGACAGCUGCCUUCUCUCCUGACCAUUAUCUGGCUGAUUUGUUUGAGGAUGAUGAGAUAAAGGCACUGCUGAAGUUUAAGCCAUGGUGGGCAAAGCUGAGCCCUUCUACAGAGCAAGAGGAAGAAUCCGCUAUAUCAUUCACCGAUGACGAGAAAGAGCAGCUGAGGAAAUUCACCAACCGCUCCUACCUGUUGGACAAGACGUCCCGUCACCAAGCAUGGCUCGGCCUCAUCGACAUCCUGCUGGCUUACUCCUAUGAAGUGCGCUCUACAGAAGGAGAGCACAAUGUGGAGUCACCGUGGACUAUCAGAAAACUCAGUGGGACUCUGUGCUGGCUGGAGACAUACAGCUCACUGCAAGAGGUCCUGGUGUCAUUUGGACGGAGGGUUUUGUGUUACCCCCUCUACAGACAUUUUUCUUUGGUCUCUGUGGCUGUUCAUGACACGACUAAGGUUUUGCAGUCAGGGAAAGCCUGUGUCCUCAAAUGCCUGUUGGAUAUUCACAAAGUCUUCAGAGAGAACGACCCGGCGUACAUACUGAACGACCUGUACAUCACAGACUACUGCAUCUGGAUCCAGAGGGUCAAGUCAAAAAAGGUGACAGACUUGUCCGCGGCGCUACAAAAAGCAUCCCUGCAUAAAAAAGAUCUGGAGCUGGAGCUUGAUGAGCUGGAGAACGCGGCGACAAUGGUGGCGGAGGAAGAAGAGCACAGAGCUUCCAGGAGUGCUGGCGUAUCCUGUGGUGACAGCAGCAGUGCCUCCAGUGACAGCAGCAGCAGCAGCAGCAGCAGCAGCAGCAGCAGCGACUCAUCUGAGAGUGAGGAAUCUGAGGCUGAAGGACAAGGCUGCACUGAAUCCGAAGAGGGAGGAGGAGGAGGAGGAGGAGGAGGAGAGGCGUUUAAGGACAACCCUCUACAGCACCAACCCUCCUGCUCUGUCUCUCCCAUCCCCCAGGCACCCACAAGCGCACUCCUCUCAGCAGAAAAAAAGAAGGUGAACUCCCUUCCUUCAGCCUCAGAAGGUUCCAGACAGCUGAUCGAGGAGCUGGGGGAACGGGUGGCCGAGGAGCUGAGAGUCUCUGCUGACUCCAGCUGCACAGCAGAGAGACGCUGUUCACAGCUGAGCGAUGCUGCAGCAAAGACUGAAGGAACAUCUGGGCGGAGCAGCAGUGGGACUUUGUUAGAGCCGAGCGCUCGCAGAAACCCUCUGCUCAUCAUCCAAACACAGGAAGAUCUCAGUGAUCUUGAGAGGGACUUCAUCAGUUGAUAGCAAGUGUUUUGAACUGUAAAGUUCAUGUAAGUCAUUUAAGAAAAUGUUGUUUUUUAUGGUUUCAUUUAUGUGUUUUAAAUGUGUUAUUGCUUCUGUUGUUUUUUGUUUUGCCAAGCUAUUAUUUUAAUGUUUUACCUCUCCUCUAAAGGAGUUUGGUUUCCAUAAUGAAUUAUAUUUUAAUAAUUGAUGAUUUUGCAAAGCCUUAUUAAAAUUUCUUUUUCACAUUUCUAUAGAUGCUUUCAUAAACUUUCAAGCACCAAUAUACAAGAUUCAUAGGCAGCUUGACCUUUUUCCCCCUUGCCUGUCUAUAUUCCAGCUCCCUACUUGGUUUACAAAUACAUUCCUACUCUCUGAACAUAAAAUGUUUGAUUUGAUAUGAAUUAUUCCUGCUCCUUCUUAAUUACUGAAAGUAAUUCAACAGCGUCUGUGAGCUCAGUUCGGUGUGCUGGCAGUGAUCUGCCAACACUGUGGAAGUCCUCUGUUACACAUGUAUAUUUACAUAACCAAAUUUACAUGUUUAGCCUGCAUAUCCAUGUUGGGCUUUAAUAAACAAAACCGGAAAGCCAUUCCAGGAAACUCACAAA